This is a messenger RNA of Meloidogyne enterolobii, 519 nucleotides long. The record is from the annotation of a GenBank genome assembly. NCBI's taxonomy places the organism in Eukaryota, Metazoa, Nematoda, Chromadorea, Rhabditida, Meloidogynidae.
AUGGAUAGACAAGUAAAAGAAUCCAAGUCACAUUCUUUAUCAGCUACUUCCUUCUCUUCAUUAUCCUCACCUUCCUUCACAUAUUUUCCAUAUCAGCACUCUGAAAGCAACAACAACAACGACCAUAUCCCUCCUCCUAUACUUUUACCCUCCAAAUUUAAUAAAAAUAAUUUUCUUUCAUCAUCAAAUUCUUCCACUACACAUAUCCCUUCAAUCGUUUUUGAUCGACACAGCGCAGAGGCUUUGGUUGGUAGUGUUGAUAGUUUUGGAAACGAAAACAGUAGAGACACAAGUAGUGGAACAACAGUGGACAUCGUUGAUCGUGCACCCUUUUACGUUGGGGCAGGAGGAAGGCUGCCUAUUGGGGAACAAAAGAUGAGCAGCUUAGAGAAAUUAAUCAGGCUGGUUUAUAAAAUUAUUUUAAAAAAUAUUAUGUAUCCAAUGAUGUUGCUAAACAAUUUUCAUAUAAACGGUGGACUAAAUAAACGAAAUAAAGUAAAAAAUUUAAAAAUAGGGUGA